This is a messenger RNA of Lottia gigantea (owl limpet), 291 nucleotides long. RefSeq lists its product as hypothetical. The transcript has 2 exons. Gene Ontology annotation, cellular component: mitochondrion. The record is from RefSeq and is a predicted model, not a curated record. The annotation marks the transcript as partial. Gene Ontology annotation, biological process: mitochondrial tRNA 3'-end processing. Gene Ontology annotation, molecular function: 3'-tRNA processing endoribonuclease activity. Lineage: Eukaryota; Metazoa; Mollusca; Gastropoda; Lottiidae.
ACAACAACACAAGCUAUAGAAAUUGGACAAAAGAUGAACGCCAAGCAGAUCAUAUUGACCCAUUUCAGUCAAAGAUAUAGUAAAGUACCGAUAUUUACCGAUAAAUUUACCUCAAAUGUUGGUAUAGCUUUCGAUCACAUGACUGUUCGACCGUGUGAUUAUCCCUAUCUAUCAUUGUUAUUAAAACCUCUAGCUGUGAUGUUUGAAGAUGCCAUCAACGAAAUUAAUGAUGUUAAAAAGAAAACCAACCAGAAAAAAGAUGGAAUACAAAACUGUGCUGAUAAUACCUGA